Pristis pectinata (smalltooth sawfish) is the source of this 8532-nucleotide messenger RNA. RefSeq names its product chromodomain helicase DNA binding protein 5 (gene chd5). The coding region runs from base 279 to 5888 and encodes 1869 amino acids. The record is from RefSeq and is a predicted model, not a curated record. Gene Ontology annotation, biological process: chromatin remodeling; negative regulation of transcription by RNA polymerase II. Gene Ontology annotation, cellular component: nucleus; chromatin; NuRD complex. The transcript is spliced from 38 exons. Lineage: Eukaryota; Metazoa; Chordata; Chondrichthyes; Rhinopristiformes; Pristidae. Gene Ontology annotation, molecular function: ATP hydrolysis activity; ATP-dependent chromatin remodeler activity; DNA binding.
UUGGUGUGUGGCGGCCAUUUUUCCACCUCACCCUGACAAAUCUGUCAAUAUAGUCACUCCAUCCGCUCCUGUCCUUUUUAAAAUAUCCAACAAGGGCUCCCUCCUGUCUUUUAUUCAUUUAGUUUUUUUAAGAUCCUCCUUAUUUGCAUUUCCUUCCUUUUUUAAAUAUAUGUUUCCUUUUCAGGAUUUUUUUUAAAUGUAAAUUUUCUGUGACCACCCCCCCCCAUAGCUUUAUCUCUCUUCAAAUACAAAUAUAUAUAUAUAUAACUUAACAUUCAAUGAUGCCGGCAUCUUUUGGCAAUGAGGAGGACGGGAUGGAGAACGAUGAGGGAGCCCCAGAGGAAGAGGAGGAGGAGGAGGAGGAAGAGGAAGGUCGUGAAGCAAUGUUUCCAGAAGAAGAACCAGCCAAAGUGAAGAAAAAAAGGAAACCACGGAAACAGAAAGAGAACAAGACUCCCAAAAUGAAGAAGAGAAAGAAGGAGGAGCAGAAGUCCUCCACGUACUUGAUGGAUGACUGGGGUUUGGAAGAUGUGGAUUAUGAGUUCACAGAGGAGGAUUACCACACCCUGACCAACUAUAAAACCUUCAGCCAGUUCCUGAGGCCACUCAUUGCCAAGAAAAAUCCAAAAAUCCCCAUGUCAAAAAUGAUGACAGUGCUUGGUGCAAAGUGGCGGGAAUUCAGUGCCAAUAACCCUUUCAAAGGGACCUCGGUGGCUGCAGCAGAGGUGGCAGCAGCUGCUGUGGCGGCUGCGGUAGAACAGGUGAUCGUGGCUCCAUCCGUACCAAUUCAGGUGCCGCCCCCUGUACAGCCUCCAGCCCCUCUAAGGAAAGCCAAGACCAAAGAAGGAAAAGGGCCAGGGGUCCGGAAGAAAAGCAAAAGUACUCGAGCUGCUGAAUUGAAGAAGAAAGGGAAAGGGAAGAAGAUGGUUUCCCUGAAAAUCAAAUUAGGAGGAUUCAGUGGCAAACGGAAAAAGGAAUCUUCGAGUGAUGAAGAUGACCAUGGUGAAUCUGAUCUGGACAGUGCCAGUGUCCAUAGCUGCUCCGUACGAUCCGAGGGCUCGGCUGGUUUGGGCAAGAGGAGGAGGAAAGGUGGCAAGAGAAAGAAGAAAUUGGAAGAAGGUGAUGGCUAUGAGACAGAUCACCAGGACUACUGUGAAGUUUGCCAGCAAGGAGGGGAAAUUAUUUUGUGUGAUACCUGUCCCAGGGCCUAUCAUUUAGUCUGCCUGGACCCUGAGAUGGAGAAGGCCCCAGAAGGGAAGUGGAGUUGUCUGCACUGUGAAAAGGAAGGAAUUCAGUGGGAGGCCAAAGAGGAUGAAGAGGAUGAAGAUGAAGACGAGGGUGUGGAUGAAGAAGACGACGAUCACAUGGAAUUCUGCCGUGUCUGCAAGGAUGGGGGCGAGCUGCUGUGUUGUGACUCUUGUCCUUCCUCUUAUCACAUUCACUGCCUUAACCCCCCACUGCCCGAGAUCCCAAAUGGGGAGUGGAUUUGUCCUCGUUGCCUGUGCACACCCCUGAAAGGUAAAGUGCAGCGAAUCUUGCACUGGACGUGGGGCUCUCCACCGCCACCACGCACUCCUUCAGGCCUAACAGAUGGAGCUACCGAUGCUGAACAUCCCAAGCCCCUGGAAGGACGACCAGAGCGAGAGUUCUUUGUGAAAUGGGUGGGGCGAUCCUACUGGCACUGUUCUUGGGCCACAGAGCUGCAGCUGGAGCUGUACCACACGGUGAUGUUCCGGAACUUCCAAAGGAAGAACGACAUGGAUGAGCCACCACCAUUCGACUACGGCUCUGGCGAUGAUGAGAAGAGCGAGAAGCGGAAGAAUAAAGAUCCACAGUGUGCGGCAAUGGAGAAGCGGUUCUAUCGAUAUGGCAUCAAACCUGAGUGGCUGAUCAUCCAACGAAUCAUCAACCACAGCUUUGAUAAGAAGGGUGACUUACAUUAUUUGAUUAAAUGGAGGGAUUUGCCAUAUGAUCAGGCUACCUGGGAAUUUGAAGAGUUUGACAUUCCAGAUUAUGACACCAUGAAGGAGAUGUAUUGGAAUCACAGGCAGUUGAUUAUGGGUGAAGACAUACGACCAGUGAGGAAGCUGAACAAGAAAGGACGGAAAGCUGGGGAGUUGAUCUUUGACCCCCCCCCAUGCCAGCCUGUUGUGGAUCCGACCGUGAAGUUUGACAAGCAGCCGGAUUACAUUGAUGCUACUGGAGGCAACUUGCACCCUUACCAGCUGGAGGGUCUGAACUGGCUGCGCUUCUCCUGGGCACAGGGCACAGACACCAUCCUGGCCGAUGAAAUGGGAUUGGGGAAAACUGUUCAAACCAUUGUAUUUCUGUACUCGCUCUUCAAAGAGGGACACUCGAAGGGACCUUUCUUAGUGAGCGCCCCACUGUCAACAAUUAUUAAUUGGGAGCGGGAGUUCAUGAUGUGGGCUCCGUACUUCUAUGUGGUAACUUACACUGGAGACAAAGACUGCAGAGCUGUCAUCCGUGAGAACGAAUUCUGCUUUGAUGAGAAUGUUUUCAAGAGUGGGAAAAAAACCUUCAGGAUGAAGAGUGAGGCACAAAUAAAGUUCCAUGUUCUGCUCACAUCAUAUGAGAUGAUCACCAUUGACCAAACGAUUCUCGGAUCCAUUGACUGGGCAUGUCUCGUGGUAGACGAAGCUCACAGGCUGAAAAAUAACCAGUCCAAAUAUUUCAGGGUGCUAAAUGCUUAUAAAAUCGAUUACAAGCUGCUGUUGACGGGGACACCACUGCAGAAUAACCUGGAGGAACUCUUCCACUUGCUGAACUUCCUCACUCCUCUGCGUUUCAAUAAUCUCGAAGGAUUCUUGGAAGAGUUUGCAGAUAUCUCGAAAGAGGAUCAGAUCAAGAAGCUUCACGACCUCCUGGGUCCACACAUGCUGCGGCGUCUUAAGGCUGAUGUCUUUAAGAACAUGCCAUCAAAGACCGAGCUGAUUGUCCGUGUGGAGCUCAGUUCCAUGCAGAAGAAGUAUUACAAGUUCAUUUUGACCAAAAACUUUGAGGCUCUGAAUUCGAAAGGUGGUGGGAACCAGGUAUCACUCCUGAACAUCAUGAUGGAUCUGAAGAAGUGUUGCAACCAUCCCUACUUGUUUCCAGUGGCUGCAGUGGAAGCCCCCGUGUUGCCAAAUGGAUCAUAUGAUGGGAAUUCACUGGUGAAAUCCUCUGGGAAGCUGAUACUCUUGCAGAAGAUGUUGAAGAAGCUGCACAGCCAGGGCCACAGAGUGUUGAUCUUCUCCCAGAUGACUAAAAUGCUGGAUCUGUUGGAGGAUUUCCUGGAGUAUGACGGAUACAAAUACGAGCGGAUAGAUGGGAGCAUCACUGGCAAUCAACGGCAGGAGGCUAUCGACCGGUUUAACGCCCCAGGAGCCCAACAGUUCUGUUUCCUUCUGUCCACUCGAGCCGGAGGUCUGGGAAUUAACUUGGCCACUGCGGACACAGUUGUAAUUUACGAUUCAGACUGGAACCCCCACAACGACAUUCAGGCAUUCAGCAGGGCUCAUCGUAUCGGCCAGAACAAAAAGGUGAUGAUCUAUCGUUUUGUGACUCGGGCUUCGGUAGAAGAACGUAUCACCCAGGUGGCCAAGAAGAAGAUGAUGUUGACUCAUCUGGUAGUGCGGCCUGGAUUGGGUUCCAAGUCUGGUUCAAUGUCCAAACAAGAGUUGGAUGAUAUCCUCAAGUUUGGCACAGAGGAGCUCUUCAAGGAUGAUGAAGCCGAGAAGGAAGCUGAGGAGAUGCGUAUGAUCCACUACGAUGACCGUGCCAUCUCAAAGCUACUGGAUCGCAAUCAGAACGCAACAGAUGAUGCUGACAUUCAGAAUAUGAACGAGUAUCUCAGCUCCUUCAAAGUAGCUCAGUACGUGGUGCGGGAAGAGGAUGAGCAGGAGGAGGUUGAAAGAGAAAUCAUUAAACAGGAAGAGAACGUGGACCCUGAUUAUUGGGAGAAGCUUCUGAGGCAUCACUAUGAGCAGCAACAAGAGGAUCUCGCCAGGAACCUGGGCAAAGGCAAACGCAUUCGCAAACAAGUCAAUUACAAUGAUGCCUCCCAAGAGGACCAAGAGUGGCAGGACGACCUAUCAGACAACCAGUCUGAAUAUUCUGUGGGCUCAGAGGACGAGGAUGAAGACUUUGAAGAGAAGCUGGAAGCUGGGAGACGACAAUCACGGAGGCAACUUAAGAAUGAAAGAGACAAGCCCCUCCCACCCUUACUGGCUCGAGUUGGUGGGAAUAUUGAGGUUCUUGGAUUCAACGCUCGUCAGCGGAAAGCCUUUGUCAAUGCCAUCAUGCGCUGGGGGAUGCCGCCGCAAGACGCUUUCAACUCUCACUGGCUGGUGCGGGAUCUCCGGGGGAAGAGUGAGAAGGAGUUCCGAGCCUACGUCUCGCUAUUUAUGAGACACUUGUGUGAGCCGGGUGCAGACGGAUCCGAGACCUUUGCAGACGGUGUACCCCGUGAAGGGUUGUCCCGGCAACAUGUGCUCACCAGGAUAGGUGUGAUGUCACUGGUCAGGAAGAAGGUACAGGAGUUUGAAUAUAUCAAUGGGAGGUACAGCACGCCGGAGAUGGUGCCUGAGAACGUGGAGAGCAAGAAGCCCAUCGACUGCAUGUCCUCUGAUGCCAGUACACCUGUUGCUACCAGUCCUUCCUGUCCUCUGCCCGGUGUACCAGCUCACAGCUCCACUGAGAAGAAUGGCUGCUGUGCAGAAGUGGUGGAUGAUAACGAGAGGGAGAAGGAAGAGUGUGAGAUUCCCAGCGGGGGGAAAGCUGCUUCCGGCAGUGAGAAGCCUCAGGAACUGGAGUGCAAGAAGCAAGUGAGCGAGUCCGGAGCAGAGGAGAAAGGGGAGCGUGAGCUGCAGGAGCAGGCUGCACCCCCUCAUCCCAAAGCUGAAGAGACGAGUGAGGACAAAGAUGUUGCAGAAAGUCUGCAGAAUGGAGAGAUAAUGAAAGACAUGACGGAGGAAGAGAGCAGAAAGGAGCAGGCUGCCAAAGGAAAGUUUAUGUUCAACAUCGCAGAUGGAGGUUUCACAGAGUUGCAUACGCUUUGGCAGAAUGAAGAACGAGCUGCUGUUUCUUCUGGAAAGAUCUAUGAUAUCUGGCACAGGAGGCACGACUAUUGGCUACUGGCUGGCAUUGUUGCUCAUGGCUAUGCUCGAUGGCAGGAUAUACAAAACGAUCCCAGAUACACUAUCAUCAAUGAACCUUUCAAAGCAGAGAUGAACAAGGGGAAUUUCCUGGAAAUGAAGAACAAGUUCCUAGCCAGGAGGUUCAAGCUCUUGGAGCAGGCACUGGUGAUUGAAGAGCAACUACGGCGAGCUGCUUACCUCAACAUGACCCAGGAUCCCAAUCAUCCCGCCAUGGCUCUCAACGCACGCUUUGCUGAGGUUGAAUGUUUAGCCGAGAGUCACCAGCAUCUCUCCAAGGAGUCUCUGGCCGGCAACAAGCCCGCCAAUGCAGUGCUGCACAAAGUCCUGAACCAGCUGGAGGAGCUCCUGAGUGACAUGAAGGCAGACGUGACGAGGUUACCCAACAUGUUGUCCCGUGUUCCACCCGUUGCAGCACGGCUCCAGAUGUCAGAGCGAAGUAUCCUGAGUCGACUUGCAAAUCGGGGGAAUGAGCCCCAACAGCAGCCGUUCCCACAGGGUCAGUAUGGAGCGGCACAGAUGUACGGUAACAGCUUUGGGCCCACCUUCCGAGGGCCAGGGACAGGAGCCCUCAUCAACUACAACCAGAUGCCACUGGGUCCCUAUAUCAGCGCGACCACAAAUAUUUCUGCUGUGAAUGUCCCAGAUAAAAAGCACUUGUCGGAAGGACUGAAGGAAAUGGAAGCAGGAGAAAGGAAAGAUAAAGUCAGUGAUGUAAUCUGCAUUGAAGAUUGACAGCAAGUCACCAGGAGCAGCUCCCAGCUAACAGCCAGUCCAGCCAGCCACUGCACUCCUGACCUUCUUUAAACAUUCUUUGGAAACAUCAUGUGUUUUCAUCUGGGGAGAGGGUGGUGGGGUGAGGAGGUGGGGGGAGUGCUGUGCUCACUUGUACAUAUUUGCACUUUCUUUGCACGCUCGUGGAAGGCUGUUCCUGUUGCAUUGAGUGUUGUUUCAGGGAGAAUAACGCCAGAGGUUAGGGACAUAGGGCCAAGGGACAAGAAAAGCAUGAUCCUAACCAGAACUUGUAAACUCUGGAACUGAUUCUACAGAUUCUGCUCAGCAUAAUAUCCCUCAUCACCGUCAUUAACCCCCGGUACCCUCCAUAGUGUACAGUCCGUAAACUACCUCCCUCCCCAGCUACAGUGUACUCUUCCUAACCCCACCCCUCUCUAAUGUACUGGCCCACUACAGUGUUCUGCCCCCAACCAAAGUAUACCAUGCCUAACCCACCCACCCACCCACCCCACCUAUGGUGUAUUAUCAAGUCCAGUACAAUCUACCAUAAAUAACUCCUACCACUAUCAAUCACCCUCAGUAUCAUACACCAUCCUAGGUCACAAAGUGAACCCAGCCAGGGUUACCCUGCUCCCCUGAGAACUCAGAAUUCUUCAGGAUUCUUGUGAAAAGGAGUCACAUUUCGUAUGUUGGUUUGGGGGCACUUGGAGACUCCUGCAGUUUGUCAUGUAGACGGAAUACUCGAUUCUGGUACCCUACAUUCCAGGUAGGAAGUCCAUAGCUUGCAUAUUGUACAUUGGAUUUAAUUCAGCUUGGUUUGGAAUAAAGAACACAUCCUUGUUCUUGGUGAGGGUUCAUAGUUCUCAGCUUCUUUCCUGUGUUAGCAGGGCAGAGCCAGGAUUUUCCCCUUACAUGGCCUCCCAUUUACAGUGUUUUAGGUGCUGGAACAACAAAUUUGUGCCAUUGGACUAUCUUCUUGUAUUUUGAAGGAUGUUUGCUGAGACUGGGCUUUGACCCACUUUCAGAAUUACCACAUCCCUGGAAAAUUCUCCAUAUCUGAAUGCUGUAUCCAAUAAUUCUUGUACGUUACUGGUAAUCUGGAGGUACUUAUCCAAAAUUAUGCUACAAUAGCAGGUUGUAGCUGUGCACAGUGUAGAAUUCUGCCACACAGAAUGGAGAAAUCCUGGUCGUGCCUCUAGUUGGAAAGUGACUGAGUCAGGACAAGACCAGGGCUGUGCUCAGCAGUAAGGUCUCCCCCCAGUCAAUGCUGAUGCUCAAGGAUAACAAAUGGUUUAUGGAUAAGGUAAUGGUGGGCUGCCAGGGACCCUGGCACUCUCCUCCCCUUGCACCUACCAUACUGGACCCCACCUACCCUGGCAUCACAGAACCGACACAGCCAAAUUAGAAUUGGUGCCUUCAGGAGAGGGGGAAGCCCCAAAUCUCAUUGCUAUUGGUAAUGACUCACUCUUCCUGAAGCUGAUGUUUUUAUGAACCUUGUGAUGCAAUUUUUUUUUUUGCUAAAUGUCAAUUAAACUGGUUUAUUACAAGCAUCAAAAGGCUUGAAUAUUGAAAUUCCAAUUACCUUUUAAAGCCAGAGUAUAUAAAUUGAGGGGAAGUGUUGUAACUCAAAAGGUUUAAGCUUCUGAGGAUGCCCAUUUAGGAGAUUGUAUGCGAGGCCCCUCCCCACACUUUCUAUCCCUCUCUCAUUGCUUUUUAUCUUUGCUUUUCAUCCUUGGUUCUGUUCAAAGUUCUAUAUAGAUUAAAGUUGUUCCAUCAUGCUUACUGGCUCCUCAUUUUUCCUUAUUUUCUUUCUUUCUCCUCUUUCAUUCCCAUUUCCCUCUCACCCACGCUUCUAAUUUCCCUCCUCCCCACCCCUGGCUCUCCUUACUGUUCUCCUCUGUAAAGGUACUGACUGUUCUGCAUACUUGUUCCAGGAAGUCUGUGUCCUCCAGUUUCUCAGCCCUGUGCCUACACAUCAUGGGCAAGGGCUGAUGAUGUGUUUGGUCCAGGUUCGCGAAGGAGAAGCUGAUCCAUCCAUUAGAUAUUACCAAUCACAGUGAUGUUAACUCUUGGAGGAAGUAAAAAAACAAAAUAUAAGUGGGGUCAAUUUCUCUGGCAGAUUCAUCCUAAAUUUCUAAAGCCAAUCAACUAAGCUUCAGGGAUGAUGCAUACUAGCAACCAGACACAAGUGUCUGGAGUUGUAAACCCUACAGAGGUUGUACUUUUACAUUUAGCCAGGUUCUCACUUGGCACAAGUUCGGUUCUGCUUUCCCUACUAUCUCCAAUCCAAUGCAAGGUUGUUGGUUUGAGGGUGAUUUGAUAAAGCAUCUUUUUGCUUAACAGUGUUACGUUAUAAAUGGUAGGUAUUGUUUUGCUCACUUAAUACAUGGGAGACCUAUUGAGAGAAAUACCAGCCAUUUGCACAUAUCCGUUCAAAUCCCAGUGUUUUAACUUGUUUAUUUUUUUUAAAAACAGUACCUUGUCAGGUGUUAUUGUAUUUUCCAAUUUUGUGUACAGAACAUUACUGCUGUCCUACUUGAGAUUAAUAAGCUAUUUGGUAAGAAAGUCUCUCUCAAAUUGAAAGGCUUUAAGUUGACUGUAUAAAUUCAAAGUGCAUCUUAAUACAGUCCCUAAAAACAAUGCA